Triticum urartu is the source of this 1007-nucleotide messenger RNA. Its product is annotated as putative inactive nicotinamidase At3g16190. Lineage: Eukaryota; Viridiplantae; Streptophyta; Magnoliopsida; Poales; Poaceae. The record is from RefSeq and is a predicted model, not a curated record.
GAACCCCAAAUUUCUUCCCCACAGAACACCACAAAAAUCAUUCAAACAGUGCUCCUGUCCUGAGAUUUUAUAAAAGAAAAAGGAGGAAGAUUCGUGGAUGUGAUUUAUGCCCUCGCAUCUGGCGCUGCUGUCGUGCCUGCUGGUGCUGCUCCUCUCCCUCGACAAGUUCCUCCUCCACUACCUCAAGCGCUGGCUCUCCGGCGGCGGCGGCAGCAUAAUCCCCCGGAUCCCGACCGGCGCCUUCAGGCCGCGCUCGCACCGACCCAUGGCGGCCGCCGGCAGGUGGAGCGAGACGGCCAUGCUCGUCAUCGACAUGCAGAAGGAUUUCGUGGACCCGGCGAUGGGCAGCCCGGUGCUGGUCGCCGGCGGCGAGGCCGUGGUCCCCGCCGUCGCUGAGGCCGUCGCCGUGGCGCGGGAGCGCGGCAUCUUCGUCGUUUGGGUUGUCAGAGAGCAUGACCCUUCUGGAAGAGAUGUUGAACUUUUCCGCCGACACUUGUAUUCUGGAGGAAAGGGUCCGACAGUGAAAGGUUUGAAAGGUGCAGAGCUGGCUGACGGGCUUUUUAUCAAAGAAGGCGACUACAAGUUGGUGAAGACAAGAUUUAGUGCUUUCUUUGCGACACACCUUGAUUCCGUUCUUAAAACACAAGGAAUAAAGAACUUGGUAAUUGUUGGUGUUCAAACUCCAAAUUGCAUUCGGCAGACUGUCUACGAUGCUGUGGAAUUGGACUAUGAGAAAGUUAUGGUCCUUAUUGAUGCAACAGCUGCUGCUAGGCCAGAUAUCCAUUUGGCAAACAUCAGAGAUAUGAAGACCAUCGGUGUGGAAACACCAACCUUGGAAGAGUGGCGCCGUUAAGCUUGCGGGUGGUGUACUUCAUUCUUGGCACGAAGUGACAUGCAUAUGUGCAGUAGAGGCAACAAAUGCGCUACCACUUCCUUGCUCUCCACUCGGUCCCGGCAAAUGUAAAUAUGUUAAUAUUUGCAAGGUUGCAUCUAUACAACUUCUAAUC